CUCAAAAUUAAAAUUGGAAUUUCAGUUCAGUUGUCAAAAUUUCAGUAAUGUCUUUUCCUAUCAUCAUCGGAAAUUCAACCAAAGACAAAGACAACCCACCGCAAGACGCGAAAAUCAGGAAUUUUUCCCAAAGCAUGAAGAAAAUCAACAAACUCAGCGAAUGGGAACAAAAAGCGACGGACCUACUGAUUGAACUGCAAAAAGCGAAAAGCCAGAUAGCAAAAUUACAAAAGGAAAAUCUAUCGUUAAAAACAGAAGCAAGUGACUUAAAAAUCGAACACGACAACCUGAAAAGAACUGUGGAAGUGAAUAAAGCCAAAAUCGAGAAAAACCUAGACGAACUCAACAUCGAAAUCAACCAAAAAGAAACCGAUUUGAAAGAAAGCGAGAAAAAAUGUACGCUGCAAAAAGAGUACUACAUGCAAGGAAUCGAGGCCCUGAAAAAAGAAAACAAAAAACUAGGCCACAAGAUCAAAAACCUAGAAGCUGAGAUGAAUCUACUGAAACUAAGUCACUCCACUUUGCAAAAACAAAAUGAGGACUAUCAAAAGCAAAUAAAAAAUGAAGGCAUCGCUGAAACUGAGAAGGAAGUCCAGGAAAAAAGUGAGACAAAGGAUGACACAUCCCAACAAUCACUAAAAUUGACUGGUGGCAUUCCCAAGACAUUUAAAAGUAAUGAUAGUGAAAAUCUAUUGUUAUCGGAUAUAUUCUUCAAGCCAAGAUCCUUCAAUGAAAACGAAAUGGUUUUCUUUGAUUCAAACCCUUCGGUGUAAUAACUUUAGAAAUGAUUUUUAACUUAACGUAGGUCCUAAGAGAAAAAUAUAAACCUAUAUUGAAAUCAAUUUGAAAAUUUCACUCAAGCAACGUUAAAUAUCGUUCUUUAA
Phaedon cochleariae (mustard beetle) is the source of this 884-nucleotide messenger RNA. The record is from the annotation of a GenBank genome assembly. NCBI's taxonomy places the organism in Eukaryota, Metazoa, Arthropoda, Insecta, Coleoptera, Chrysomelidae.